CACUUGCAUACAUUCAUUAUUCUGGCACUCUUGUUUCUUGAGAUUGGAGAAGAUGAAAGCAUCACACUGCAAGGAUGAGUUAUUAAUGGAGGAAGGGCGAAGUUUACUAUACAAAUUCCAAGAAGACGGUUUGCUAGUGCUACCUGUGAUAGAUGCGAUGCAGCUCUUGGGCAUAGACUACUAUUUUCAAGAGCUUAUCGGAGUGAUUUUGGAGCGACAAUAUCAUAAAAUUAAUAAAUUUCUUUUUGAUGAAACUGCUGAUCUUUACGAUAUUUCACUUUGCUUUAGAUUACUUAGGCAAGAAGGUUACUACAUCUCCUCAGAUGUUUUCACCAAGUUCACUAAUGAAGAAGGAAAGUUUAAGGAGGAGCUAGGCAAAGAUAUAAAGGGGUUGAUGGCAUUGCAUGAAGCAUCUCAUCUUUCCAUACAAGGAGAAGAUAUUCUUGAAGAAGCUGCAAGGUUUAGUAGGGAGUCUUUGAUGGCAAAUAUGACCAGUCUUGAUGAUUGUCAAGCCAUUAUAGUUAAGAAAACAUUACAAUAUCCCCAUCAUAAGAGCUUGGCCAAGUUCACAGCCAAAACCAUCAUUGAAAAUAUGAGAUUUGAAAAUGAAUGGGAAGCUAGCUUGGUAAAUUUGGCAACUAUGGAUUAUAGCAUAACCCAAUCACUUUAUCAAGAAGAAUUUCGUCAAAUUCUGCGAUGGUGGAAAGGACUUGGGCUAAUGGAUGAGUUGGCAAAAAGUCAACAGCUAAAAUGGUACACUUGGACAUUGGCACUCACCUUUGAUCCUUCCAUGUCAAGAGAAAGGGUAGAACUAACCAAGCCAAUCGCCCUUGUAUACAUUAUUGAUGACAUUAUUGAUGUUUAUGCCACAUUUGAUCAAACCAUUCAAUUUGUAAACGCCAUUAACAGAUGGGAAAUAUCUGUGGCCGAAGGAUUACCCGAUUACAUGAAGAUUUGCUUGAGUGUACUAUUUGACACAACAAAUGAUAUCAGCAACUUUAUUUUGGACAAGUAUGGUUGGGAUCCAAUUGACCAUCUUAAAAAAGGGUGGACAAGUUUGUGCGAUGCUUAUAUAAUAGAAGCAAAGUGGUUUGCUACCAGGAAUUCGCCGACGGCUGAUGAGUACUUGCAGAUUGGAAUUAUCACUACCGGGGUUCCUAUGGUUCUCAUUAUGUGCUUCUUCCUGCUAGGCCACGGUGCAUCCACGGGAACCACAGCUAUUGAAGACAUUAUAACUUUAGUAGGAGCAAUUCUUCGCCUCCUAGAUGACCUUGACGCUACUCAGGGCGAGAAGCAAGAUGGAAAUGAUGCAUCAUAUGUAGAGUACUACGUAAAAGAAAACCAAGAUGUUUCAUUAAGUGAUGGAAAACAACACGUUAUCAAUAUGGUUUCAGAACAGUGGAAGCUCCUAAACAAAUUGUGCCUAACUCCAACUCCAAUUCCAGCAUCUUUUAGGAAAGCUUGCUUAAAUAUUACAAGAAUGGUGCCAAUGAUGUACAACUAUAGUGACACUCAUUGUCUACCCAUCCUCCAGAAGCAAAUCAUGUCCAUGUUUUCUAUAAUCAAUGGCGAAUCUGCUGGCCUGGGAAACGACAAAGAUAUAUAGUAAGAUGAGUUAUCAGAUUAUGCAAAGAAUGACUUACAGUAAAUAACUUGUUCGGUUUAUAGUAAUAAUAUGUUUAAUUUACAUUAUCCCUCCUAUCUAUCAAUGGUCAAUUUGCAUGUAUGUUAGAAAAUAGUGUAAUGUAUACAUUGCUUUAAAUUUUAAUUGAAAUCUUCAAUGCAAAACUCCGAUACAAAUAGUGAUAAUCGAAUAUUCUUAAUGUUUA
This is a messenger RNA of Ipomoea triloba (trilobed morning glory), 1829 nucleotides long. Its product is annotated as (3S,6E)-nerolidol synthase 1-like. The record is from RefSeq and is a predicted model, not a curated record. Gene Ontology annotation, molecular function: magnesium ion binding; terpene synthase activity. The transcript is spliced from 7 exons. The coding region runs from base 53 to 1606 and encodes 517 amino acids. Lineage: Eukaryota; Viridiplantae; Streptophyta; Magnoliopsida; Solanales; Convolvulaceae.